Molecule: messenger RNA, 1874 nt
Organism: Gadus chalcogrammus (walleye pollock)
Lineage: Eukaryota; Metazoa; Chordata; Actinopteri; Gadiformes; Gadidae
Product: elongation of very long chain fatty acids protein 6-like
Exons: 4
Coding region: 172-993 (273 amino acids)
Biological process (GO): fatty acid elongation, polyunsaturated fatty acid; very long-chain fatty acid biosynthetic process; fatty acid elongation, monounsaturated fatty acid
Cellular component (GO): endoplasmic reticulum membrane; endoplasmic reticulum
Molecular function (GO): fatty acid elongase activity
Source: RefSeq, a predicted model, not a curated record
UGGCGCUUAAGCCCCGCCCCUCGCUAAUAGGCUUUUAUUCGGGUCUGAAAGCAGGUGAGGUCAGACGCCAGCAGACUCUCACACACACAACCACCUGCUCGGCUUAGUGUCAUUUGAACAGCAGCAGCAGAAAAAGAAUAAGAAGAAAAGGAAGAAGCAGCAGCAGCAGCGAUGAACGCCACGGACUACCCGUUCUCUGAGUACUCGUUCGAGAGGAGCUUCGACGAGAGGAGCGCCAUCGACUGGAUGCAGAACCACUGGACCAAGGCCUUUGCGUUCUGCGCCCUGUAUGCGGUGCUGGUGUUCGGAGGGCAGCACUUCAUGAGGGAACGGCCGAAGCUGAACCUGAGGCGACCGCUGGUGCUGUGGUCCCUUGGCCUGGCUGUCUUCAGCAUCAUUGGGGCAGUCCGCACCGGCUGGUACAUGCUCUACGUGCUCUCCUCCGGGGGCUUCAGGAGGUCCAUCUGUGACCAGGGCUUCUACUACGCUCCCGUCUCCAAGUUCUGGGCCUACGCCUUCGUCCUCAGCAAGGCUCCGGAGCUCGGCGACACCUUGUUCAUCGUGCUCCGUAAGCAGCGCCUCAUCUUCCUCCACUGGUACCACCACAUCACGGUGCUGCUCUACUCCUGGUACUCCUACAAGGACACGGUGGCGGGCGGCGGCUGGUUCAUGACCAUGAACUUCUCGGUGCACGCGCUCAUGUACUCGUACUACGCGGCGCGCGCGGCGGGUGUCCGCGUGCCGCGCCCGCUGGCCAUGCUGAUCACCAGCGCCCAGAUCAGCCAGAUGCUGAUGGGCGUGACUGUGAGCGCGCUGGUGUACCGCUGGAUGCAGAGCGGGGACUGCCCCUCCCACCUGGACAACAUCGUGUGGGCCUCGCUCAUGUACUUCAGCUACCUGGUGCUGUUCACCCAGUUCUUCUACCAGACCUACCUGAGGGGCCGCGCGCCCCCCAAGAGCCCCAAGAGCCCUAAGACCUCCAAGCUGGACUAGGGCCCGCGGGGCAGGGGGGCCCCAGGGGCCGGGAGGGGACCUCACCUUUUUUAAAGAAUCUCUCCAACCAGCGAGGUGCUGCGGGACCAGUCUGGUUGGAACCGGUUCUGCAGUAUACCAGUUUUAUAGCCAUGCCUUUUUUAGCAGUGUCAGGUCUGCUGGGUUCACCUGCCAUGAAGACGCGCAACCUUCCUGCCUCACCCCCCCCCCCCCCCCCCAGUGGGGGUGGGACGUUGCAUCAUUCACCCACCCGCAUUCCAGACUCAUGGCCUCAUUGAAGUGUUUCUUGGCAACCGAGCGAUGCUGCGUUACCCGGGGAACCGGUCGGACCAGUGCGGCGGCUGAGGAGUGCUGAGAGGAGAGGGCGGAGCCUGCAGGCGCUCUCAGGGCGCGGCGCCGGCUCUCGGUCCGCCGGUUCUUCGACAUCCCUGAGCUCUCUGGGUGGAGUCCCGUUUCGGGUCGUCCCGACACGGAGGUGGACGCUGGUUGAUCUGUUAGCGUGUUCUGAAGAGCUGGGACUUCUCCCCGGGCUCAAGUCAGUCCUUAUGUUUGUUUUCUAAAUCUUUAAUAAUUUAUUCAGUGGCUCCUCGGGGUUCCCCUCAUCACUGCCCUCUCGUGGGCCGCUGUGUUCAGCUCAUCACUGCCCUCUAGUGGGCAUUUUUUUUAAAACUAUACACAAUCUACUACCUACCUCUAUGGACCGAUUUUAAUGGUUCCAAGUAAGGAACACAUUCAGAAUUUUGGUGUGAUAAAUGUUUACUAAGAGUUGAUGUUCACACGUUUUGGAGAGAUAAUUUACACAUCUUGCUGGUAAAAUCUUUCCAAAAGUCAAAUGGAGAAUAUACUGGUCUUUAUAAAGGACCUGGUUGGCUGGGGGGGGG